UUUCCUCUCUUCACUUUCCCAAUCUUCUUUCAUCUCUUAAUAUUUCGAAUUUCGUUUUUGUCUCCUUAGAACACAACAUUUCGAAUUUUUUUCCGAUAAAUUUUUCAUCGUUUAAUUAUUUCAUUCCUUUUCCCGUUUCUGUUUUCGCAUGAUUCUUUCUACUUGUUUUAAAUUCAUUUCAUUUCGUAGUUCUAAAUCAUUGUCACUAAAAGGUGAAGGAAGUACUUCACCUUCCCCAGGGUCAAACAUUCUCUAUCAACCAUAUAGAUUGGCGUUUUUAACCGCUCUUUCUUCUUCCGCCUCUACCUGUCUAUUUAUCUCUCUAUCUCUCGCCUAAUCUACCUUCACACAUUUAUUCUUCCUGUCUGUCUCUCUCUCUCCUCUCUUAAUCUACCCUCACAUUCUCAAUUUCAUACUCUCACUCUCUCUUGUCCUAUUCAUCUACCCUCACACUCACUCUCUCUUGUCCCAUUCAUCUACCCUCACACUCUCUCUCUCUCUUUAACUCUCACCCUCCCGUACCCUCUCUCUCUCUAAGACAGUAGAUCUCGAUGCGUGAGUGAGGAGUGAGAGUAUGAGUCUGAAACCAACAGACAUGGACCUUCCAAUUGAUGAAAUAGUACUCUACAGAGAUGAACACGUUGGUCUUGGAUUUAAUAUUCGGGGUGGAAUUGAUAUGCCCCUGGCCUGGGAUACAGGAAUUUUUGUGGCUCGAAUCAAAGAAAAAGAAGCAGCAGAUAUUGAUGGCCGUUUAGAAGAAGGAGAUAAAAUUUUAGAGGUGAAUGGUCAGAGUUUGGAGAAUUUACCACAUAGUGAAGCAGUCAAGAUAUUUCUCUCAGCUGGAAAUGUUGUAAAGCUAAAGGUCCAACAUGGUGCAAUGGAUAACCUUGUGAAGGCUGCCAAUCGCAAAAUAGAUCAUGACAAAAAGCAAUCGAUGACAGAUUAUAUUUACCCAGCCCUGCUUUUGGUGACAGGCAUUGCUGUCCUCUCUGCCGGCGCUUUCUUUGUACACAAACGCUUCUUCAACAGAUAAUUAUGUAGAAUUUUAGACAUUUAGUUAUUUUAUCAUCUAUCAAAUGAAUUGGAUCUCCUCCUCUCACUUUAGUGCAUAAGAG
Octopus sinensis (East Asian common octopus) is the source of this 1115-nucleotide messenger RNA. RefSeq names its product synaptojanin-2-binding protein. The record is from RefSeq and is a predicted model, not a curated record. The transcript has 4 exons. NCBI's taxonomy places the organism in Eukaryota, Metazoa, Mollusca, Cephalopoda, Octopoda, Octopodidae. The coding region runs from base 575 to 1033 and encodes 152 amino acids. Gene Ontology annotation, molecular function: protein binding.